This is a messenger RNA of Camponotus floridanus (Florida carpenter ant), 534 nucleotides long. RefSeq lists its product as uncharacterized. Bases 1 to 534 code for a protein of 177 amino acids. The record is from RefSeq and is a predicted model, not a curated record. Lineage: Eukaryota; Metazoa; Arthropoda; Insecta; Hymenoptera; Formicidae. The transcript has a single exon.
AUGCUGGAUAGAGAAAUGGAGAAACGAAUCAGGAAAGAAGAAGAUGACUCCCUGAUGACGAAAUGGAAAAAUUCUAUUCGACAAAGUCCUACUAUCGCUGGUAGUAACAAUCCAGCUAGAAGAGCCAUAUGUGAACAUUUGGAAGAGUGGCUGAAUAGAAAUCAUGAAGCAAUUAACUAUAGGAUGACACAAAUGUUGAGUGGACAUGGCUGUUUUCGAGCAUUCCUCCACAAAAUCGGUAAAGAGGACAACAGUAAUUGCUUACAAUGUGUGGGAUCUUCUUCUUGGAAUGCAAAAGAGGAUACAGCUAACCACACCAUGGUAGAGUGCCUAGCUUGGCAUGUUGAGAGAGAGCAGCUCCUAGCUACGAUGAAAUGCCAACGUACCUGGAGGAAUAUUAUCUCUGAAAUAUGUCAAAACAAAGAUAAAUGGAAAAGUGUAAAUAGUUACGUGCAAACUGUAAUAAAACAAAAGGAAGAGCUCGAGAGAAUUAGGGAAAGACAGAGACAUACUAAUGAUCGAGGAAUAGAUUAG